AUGCCACAAUAUGGAGGAGGCGGUGACAAAUGCCCACGUUGUCAAAAGACUGUAUAUCCAGCAGAAAAACUUUCUGCAUGUAGUGGUUCAUGGCAUAAGGGUUGCUUUAAAUGUAAAACAUGUAAUACAGUUUUAACAUUAGCUUCCUACAAAGACUUUUCUCAAGAAGUCUUUUGCAAGAGCUGUUACCAAGAUAAACUUCAUCCUCAUGAACGUAAUCGUAAACAAUUAGAAAAUAAAUUUAAUAAACAACCUGGUGGUGGUGCUAAUCCAUUGACAGCCAGCGCAGCAGCAGCAGCAGCAGCACCUGAGGCAGCUGCCGAUGAAGAAUAA
Messenger RNA from Rotaria socialis, 333 nucleotides. The record is from the annotation of a GenBank genome assembly. Lineage: Eukaryota; Metazoa; Rotifera; Eurotatoria; Philodinida; Philodinidae.